Messenger RNA from Scleropages formosus (Asian bonytongue), 3060 nucleotides. RefSeq names its product oxidative stress induced growth inhibitor family member 2 (gene osgin2). The transcript has 6 exons. The coding region runs from base 391 to 1908 and encodes 505 amino acids. Gene Ontology annotation, molecular function: growth factor activity; oxidoreductase activity. The record is from RefSeq and is a predicted model, not a curated record. Gene Ontology annotation, biological process: negative regulation of cell growth. Lineage: Eukaryota; Metazoa; Chordata; Actinopteri; Osteoglossiformes; Osteoglossidae.
GCGGCGCGCGAAUCUGGCGCUUCCCGUCACAUCCUGGUCAUCUGAGCUUUAAAAAAAAAAAACGGAUGUGAUUGGACGCGGCCCAUUAGUCAGAUCCUCCUUUAUUAUUCUAAUGACCAUUUGAACCAUGUGGCCAAUGAGUCAGAGCGCGGCGGCGGGUUCGUGCCACACUGCAGCAUCAUCACCUCCAGCAUCAGCAUCAUCAUCAGCAUCAGCGAGGUGCGGCCGAUCGUGGCCUCCCAACAUUUCCCAGAGAUCCUCCCACUCAGCCUAAUGUCUAUUUAUACGGCUCGGGUCCAGUGAGUCGGGAGCGAGCGCGAGCAACGCAGAGCUCCGCCGAGAGGGACCCACCUGCCUCCCUGGUGCCUGGUGCCCGCUCUGGCUGCCACCAUGCCCCUCCUGGAAGAAAGCUCUCAGCCCAGGGACCACCCCGUCACUGUUCCAGCAGUCAUCAUUGGGAAUGGACCAUCUGGAAUUUGCCUGUCCUACUUACUCAGCGGCUACACACCGUACCUGGACACCGGAGUGGUCCACCCAAACCCGGUCCUCUUCAGGAAGCUGCAGGAGAUGAAACACGUUGCCAUUACUGAGCAAGAUUUCGAGUACCUGAGUGAGGGUUUGGAAGGACGGUCGUCCAACCCGGUGGCUGUCCUGUUUGACACGUUGCUGCAUCCCAACGCCGACUUCGGCUACGAGUUCCCACCCGUUCUCCAGUGGAGGCUGGAGAGCCAGCGGCGCGUCCCCCACCUGGUGCUGGGCCGGGCAACACCUGGCGGCGCCUGGCACGCGAUGGAGGGUUCCAUGCUGACCAUCAGUCUGGGCAUCUGGAUGGAACUCCCUGGGGUGAACUACAGAGACCCGACUGCAGGGAAGCGCAGGGGUGGAGCCAAUGACAGGGCCACUCCGGAGGAGAUCUCCUCCUACUACAGCAACUACGUGAAGCUCAUGGGCCUCCAGAACAAUUUUGUGGACAACACAUAUGUGACAUCCGUUCAGAAGCUGCACAGGGACCGCGAGGGCAAAGAGGACCUGGUCAACAGCGAGAAGGAGCUGGAGGUGAAGAACGGCCCCGACGUGUUCCCCCAGGGACUUUGGGAAGUACGGGGCUAUCAGACGGUUCAGGGAGAUGCCCACGUGCCUUUCAGCCUCUUCGCAGAGAACGUGGUUCUUGCCACCGGUGCCUCGGACUCUCCGGCCAGGCUGGGGGUGGAAGGGGAGGACCUCCCUUUCGUCUUUCACAGCCUAUCGGCAUUGGGGACGGCCAUCAGGGAGCGGGGCUUGGGCCGGGGGUCUGACCCGUUGCUCAUCGUCGGGGCGGGGCUUACCGCAGCCGAUGCAGCUCUGUGUGCCCACGGCAACGGCGUCGCCGUGAUGCACGUCUUCAGAAAACGGGUGGACGACCCUGGGCUGAUCUUCAAGCAGCUGCCCAAGACGCUCUACCCCGAGUAUCACAAAGUCUACCAGAUGAUGUGCUCGCAGACCCACAGUGUUGCAGGAGCGGGCCUGUUCCCAGACUACACCAGCUUCCCCGAGCACUACAUCGUCUCAUUCCAGCCCGACAUGAAGUGCGUCUUAAGGAACGGCAGCAACGUGAAGGUCUUCAAGAUCUCCACGGCCUUGGUGCUCAUCGGCACUAACCCCGAUCUGUUUUUCCUCAAAGACCAAGGCCAGUACCUUGGCCUUGACCCAAACAAGCCCAUAUCCUGCAAGCAGAACCCGAUUGACAUCAACCCCUACACAUUUGAGUGCAGAAAGGAGCCCACGCUCUUCGCCAUGGGCCCCCUCAUCGGCGACAACUUUGUGCGGUUCCUGAAGGGCGGCGCCCUUGGUAUUGCCAGCUGCCUCAUGAAGAGACAGAAGAAGAAGGGGGAGUUGAUCGCAGAUGGCGGUGGGGGUGGGUUAGCCUGAGGAUAGACUGGGAGGCUUUUUAGAAAUGCUGUAAGGGGGGGGACACGAGACAGUGCCAUGCUCAACGCUUUCUGAAACAUGUGCAUCUAUUUUACAUGAGAAAAACAAAAACCCUUAAAAACUUGAACGCUUUAGUUAUGCAAGUGACGCACAAAACAAAUCCUUGAGAACUAAUCAGUGACACUGUGAAUGAGUAAUGAUACCUGGACUGUGGGCUUGUGGUUGUAGGGUACCAGAUGGUCGACCAAGGAGUCUCUGCUGCUGCUGCUGUUGCUUUUGGCUGAUUCACUGCAAUGUGCUACUGGCCCCAACAGACACCUUCAUGUAGAGGUCAACACGAAUAAGGAAAAAAGAAAAUACAAAAACAUACCUAAGGACAACUAAAAAGUCAAACUUUAUUUUAGAAUUAAUCUACAACUGUACAGUUCCAAACUGUUAUGCUUUCAGUUCCCAAGUGUCCACACCUUUUCUCCAAAACGAACAGAUUCCAGCUCUGCUAGUGCUUCCUUUUGUAAUACAGCAGAUUGCAAAUAAUGCUUUUCUACACAAAUAUAUAUUUGGCAAGAAGUAGAACUUAUAUUUACAGAUGAGAGAAGCAAUGGAAGUUGCACUUUUUAAACGGCUAUUACACAUUUCUACGUUCUUCUGAGUAGCUGUGCCCGACCGGAAGGUGGAAGGAAAUUAUCAGCGAAGGUCACGGAUCGAAUGGAAGAGUUAUGAACUAUUUGCGAGUAGGACUGCGUUCUGUGCACCAUAUGCAUAUCGUCCUAUGUGAAGUCCCAUCUUUUACACAGCUGCAGCGGAAACCUUUAUCGAGGGGCUGGCGCCACCAAGUGCUUUAAAGGUCGGCUGGAAGGAAACCAGUCUUUGGCCGUUGGAAGCAUUCGCUGGAGUCAGACAUGUAGUGCAGGAUUAACUCUGUGUAGAAGAGGCCCUGUACGACCCAACGUCAGUGGAUCAUUAACCAGGUUUACUAACCCGUGCUAUUUAACCAGGUUCAUAUUAUCACUUUGACUUUGAGUUGCUUUGUUCAUGGGGAAGUGUGAUUCGUCUUUCAAGUACAAUUCAGAUGAGGUAUUAAUGUUUUGUACAUAGUACUUUUUUAUUAUGAACAAAUAAAACAUUUUAAAAUAUUGUUUUUUGACGUUUUUG